Bombina bombina (fire-bellied toad) is the source of this 3487-nucleotide messenger RNA. RefSeq names its product solute carrier family 9 member A1 (gene SLC9A1). Gene Ontology annotation, molecular function: sodium:proton antiporter activity. NCBI's taxonomy places the organism in Eukaryota, Metazoa, Chordata, Amphibia, Anura, Bombinatoridae. The record is from RefSeq and is a predicted model, not a curated record. Gene Ontology annotation, cellular component: membrane. Gene Ontology annotation, biological process: proton transmembrane transport; regulation of pH; sodium ion transport.
UAUCAGUGUUUGGGAAGUGUUCAGCGCUGGUGGCUGUGAGGAGCAGGAAGGGAGCGGGUGGGAGGCGGAAGGAAGAAGCGUUGGGGGCACGGGAGGCCUGCUCCGGAGAUGCUUAGUGCUAACACUAGUUCUAGGCAGCUAUUUACAUUCUAUAUGGGUUUACAUAUUCACCACAGUACUACACCCCAGAGCACCGGCAGCAGUCUGUAAUCACUCCUAUAUAAUAUACACAAUUAAUUUGCCCCUUGUACAUUUUAACAUAAAAGUUGAUUCUUAAUGCAGACAAGCACCAGUGUACCCGGUUCUCAAACGUAUUUGUGUAUUCGCUUUAAUCCAUCUCUAAUGCACUAUGAAGAGAUCACUCCUACAAUAUACACAAGGCUCAAUGCUUAUACCGCCCCUGUGUGCUAUUUCAGCAUGCUGAGGGUUUAUAACGAUGUGCUUAGCUCUGUCUGUGCCCUAUAAUACACAUGUAAGUUUGCGGUGUAUGUAGUAAAGUUUGGAGUUCAAAAUGGGUCUGUCAGUGCCAUUGCGCAGACAGGCGCUGUGUAUUUUUAUACUGCUGUCCUUGAUACACUUGUGUCCCGGCCUGGCUAGUGAUUCCACUCAGCCCUCACACUCUGGACUCCUGAAUCCGGAUAGUGUACCUCCAGGCAUUACACACUCUCCCGAGGAUGACGUGGUCAACGGCCACUCUCAUGUCGCUAAUGGAAAUGAUAGUCACGGUGCAAAAGGCCACGGGAAGCGCAAAUUAUUCCCAGUACUGGAUUUUGAUUAUGACCAUGUUCAAGCACCAUUUGAGAUUGGCCUAUGGAUUCUACUGGCAUGUCUGAUGAAAUUGGGUUUCCAUGUGAUUCCCACCUUGUCUAAUGUUGUUCCUGAGAGCUGCCUGCUGAUUGUUGUUGGCCUUUUGGUUGGUGGUCUUAUUAAGGUAGUGGGUGAAACUCCCCCAGUCCUUCAGGCCAAUGUCUUUUUCUUGUUUUUGCUGCCCCCUAUUAUCCUGGAUGCUGGUUACUUCUUGCCAUUACGAUCCUUUACAGAGAAUCUAGGCACCAUCUUGAUGUUUGCUGUGAUAGGCACCCUAUGGAAUACAUUUUUCAUGGGGUCUCUGCUGUUUGCUGUGUGUCAGGUUGGCGGAGGAGAACUGACAUCAGUGGGCCUCCUAGCAAACUUGCUAUUUGGCAGCAUCAUCUCAGCAGUGGACCCCGUGGCAGUACUGGCUGUAUUUGAGGAGAUUCACAUCAAUGAGUUGGUUCACAUCCUGGUGUUUGGAGAGUCAUUACUUAAUGACGCUGUCACAGUGGUCCUGUAUCACUUAUUUGAAGAGUUUUCCAAUCUGGACCAAGUCACUAUUAGGGAUAUUUUCCUUGGGUUUCUAAGUUUCUUCGUGGUGGCUCUUGGAGGCGUGUUUGUAGGACUGGUAUAUGGGAUAAUUGCAGCUUUCACCUCCCGCUUUACCUCCCACAUUCGAGUCAUUGAACCACUGUUUGUAUUUCUAUACAGUUACAUGGCUUAUCUGUCUGCAGAACUCUUCCACCUGUCUGGCAUCAUGGCGCUUAUUUCUUCUGGGGUAGUUAUGAGACCCUAUGUUGAGGCCAAUAUCUCUCACAAAUCUCACACUACCAUCAAGUACUUUUUGAAGAUGUGGAGCAGUGUAAGCGAAACCCUCAUAUUUAUCUUCCUAGGGGUCUCAACAGUGGCUGGACCCCAUGCCUGGAACUGGACCUACGUCAUCAGCACUCUUAUCUUCUGUCUCAUCGCACGUGUGCUGGGGGUACUCGGUCUGACGUGGUUUAUAAACAAGUUCCGCAUUGUGAAGCUAACGUCUAAGGACCAGUUCAUCAUUGCAUACGGUGGUCUACGAGGUGCCAUUGCCUUCUCACUGGGAUAUUUGCUGCCAUCUGACCAUUUACCCCGGGAUAUGUUCCUUACUGCAAUUAUCACAGUUAUUUUCUUCACAGUUUUUGUGCAGGGAAUGACAAUCCGCCCUCUGGUUGAACUAUUGGCUGUAAAGAAGAAACAGGAGACCAAACGUUCAAUCAAUGAGGAGAUCCACACUCAGUUUCUUGAUCACCUUCUAACUGGUAUUGAGGAUAUCUGUGGGCACUAUGGUCAUCACCACUGGAAGGAUAAGUUGAACCGUUUCAAUAAGAUGUAUGUGAAGAAAUGCCUUAUUGCUGGAGAGAGAUCUACAGAGCCACAGCUCAUUGCGUUCUACCAUAAGAUGGAGAUGAAGCAGGCAAUAGAGCUGGUGGAGAGCGGGGGCAUUGGGAAGAUCCCCUCAACUGUGUCUACUGUGUCCAUGCAGAACAUUCAACCAAAGCUAAAAGAAAGAAUAAUCCCAAGUCUUUCCAAAGUUAAAGAGGAGGAGAUUCGUAAGAUCUUGCGCACUAAUUUGCAGAAGACCCGACAAAGGCUACGUUCCUACAAUCGGCAUACUUUGAUGGCAGACCCUUAUGAAGAGGCCUUCAGCCAGAUUCUGCUCCGCAAACAGAAAGCACAUAACAUGGAGCAGCGGGUGACACAUUUCCUGACUGUUCCUGCCCAUAAGCUGGAUUCUCCAACUCUAACAAGAGCUCGUGUGGGUUCAGACCCUGUUGCUUACGAGCCCAAGCCUUAUUCUAAAGAACUACCAUUGAUCACCAUAGACCCAGCAUCCCCAGAAUCUGUUGAUAUAGUCGACGAGACCCAAGACGAGGAUGACGAGGAUGGAGAGAAUGGAAUCACAAUGACUGUUCGUGCCCCUUCUCCUGGGGCAGAUGAUGUGUUCAGCCCCAGCGAAAGCCCUAGCACUCAGAAGUUGCAGAGAUGUCUGAGUGAUCCUGGGCCCCAGCCUGAGGAGGAGGAGGAGGACCAACCCUUCUUGCCUAAAAAGGAUUGAUCUCAUUACGUUCUUGGUCUCAUGGAGACACAGGCAUAAAUGAGGGACAUACUUUCUUCUAGCAUUCAUAGGUGGACAUUUGCAGCAUUGCUUGAGGAAAAAGGGUCCCAUUAGAAGUGGACCUGUUAUUGUUCUCCCUUUCAUUCCCAUAUUUUUUUUUAAUUUUAUUUCUAACCAAAAGAAUAUUUCAUUAUACAUAUAUAUUUUUCUUUAUACCUCCAUUUUAUUAUUUUUUCUUUUUUUUUAUAUGGUGGCGGGACGGCCCCUAUGAUUGUAUAUACACAUAAAUUUGAACACACAAUUUUUUAUCUCCAACGUGCAAAUGUUGUGCUCUUUUUCAUGCAUUAUCGCCCUUACUGUGUUUAUUUUGUAACUUUAUCCCUAUAUCCAUGCUUUACCAGUACGUAGGUGCCAAGCAGGUUAUAGGUCUCAAAUUUUCCGCUUCUUGUUCAGUUAAUGCAGGUAUUUUCAUACUUAAAUAUACUCUGACAUGAAUGUGCAGAGCAGAGGUUUAAAUCCUUAUUUAUCCUGCCAGACACUCCAAGGUGGUGCAGUGUAUUUUAAAACGUUUUUUUCUGCUGAUAUUAAAACAAUAUACUUAAUGAA